CCACACUUCGAAAAUCAACAUGGCCCUCUCCACUUGGGCAUUGCCGCAGCUGUCGAAGCUGCUCCCGCUGGACGAGGACUCGCUGAGGCAGGUGAUCGCAUAUACUGAAUCGCUGCCGAACCGGGAAGCCGCAGAUCACCUCCAAAACCUACUGGGGGACAGCCCGCAGGCGCUGGAGUUCAUCACAUCUUUCAAUAACAGGCGGAAACCCGCAGCUUCAGCCGGUGCCAGUCAGCUGCAGCCGUCAAAUGAUCUAUCCGAAGUGCCCAAGGCCAAGCCCAGGAACAAAAAGAAACCUCUCAACAAGCUGCCGCCACCUAGGGUGCCUGAAAACUAUGGCAACACCACUGGCGCGUACUUGAAGCGAGAUGAAGAGGAUUACAUGGCCGGCGCUUCCAAACCAAGAGCGCAAAAGCACAAUGCGUUCGCUCUAUCCGACAAGCUCGAUGCCGUUCAAGCACCCAUGACAUCUUCAGGCAAAUCAACGCCGAAAUCACGGGGCAUCUCUCCAGCUCCGCCUCCUCCAAAGCUUCCGCCUUCCGCUGCCGGUCAAUUGAUCUCAGACACUAAGUCCUCCCGCAACUCGUCACCAAAGCCAAAGACCAAAGUCACUGUAGCCGGCGGCACGCCGAUGCACGGUGCGUCUACCGCGUUGAACGACCUGGAAUCUGCAAUCCGCGCACUCGAGAUCCAGACCAAUCCCACCCUUUCCGCCGCCCAGGAGAAUGCCAAGAGAAAGUGCAACUGCAUGGCUACCCGGCACCCGCUACUCGAAGCCGCACCGAAUUGUAUGAACUGCGGCAAGAUCAUCUGCGUCAAGGAGGGCAUAGGGCCAUGCACGUUCUGCGGGCAGCCUAUCCUCAGCGCCGAUGAGAUCCAGUCGAUGGUCCGUGUGCUCCGCGAAGAACGCGGGAAGGAAAAGAUGGCGGCGAACAAUGCAGGCCAGAGACGCGCCGAUGUAUCCCUCGCGCCGCGGCCAUUCUCCACCCCCAGGUCUGCGACGCCGCUCUCAUCGAACCCCGGAUCGGACGUCGAGUCAGAGAACGAGCGCCUGGCUAAGGCAAAGCAGCACAGAGACAAACUCCUUGCGUACCAAGCACAGAACGCCCGGCGAACCCAUGUGCACGACGAAGCAGCUGACUUCGAGACGACGCACGCUGGCCUAAGUCAGUGGGCUACUCCGCAGGAACGUGCGAUGCAGCUCAAGAAGCAGCAAAAGGCCCUCCGCGAGCAGGAGUGGAACGCCCGCCCAGAGUAUGAGAAGCGACAAGUCGUCGCCAGUCUCAACCUCGUCGGCGGCAAGAUCAAGAAGAAGUACGAGACGAAGGCAAUGGAGCGGCCGCAAACGCCUGAAAGCGACGACGAGCUGCCUGAGCCAGCUGCGCUUGGUGAUUUCGGUGCGAGGACGAGCGGCGGCGGGGCGUUCAGCAGGAACCCGUUGUUAGGCGGGUUGAUACGGCCUACGAUCAAGAUCGACAAUAAGGAGAAGGAAGUUGAGGGCGAGCGCAAGCAGACCUGGAGGAGAGUCCAGGAUGACAACGACGACAACGAGCAGUGGAUUCUCGACGGGGGCGUUUACGGAGGUCGCGGCGAUGCGCAGGACGUUACACAGCAGCAGGAGCAGUGCGGGUAGUGCCAACUUCCAGUCAGGCUGAUGCAAAAAACUUCUUUGAUCAAUGAACGACUCAACACAUCUCAUCCUUUGCAAAAGCCUACGCAGGACUAAUCAUCCCAUACACUUGAUCUUCUGUUGUAUCCGACGCACUACUGGGUCACAGCAAAAGUGCUCCUACAUGAAUAUGACAGCAAUUCGAUCGAAAGUAUCUCAUGUAUGCAGGCAUUAUAUUUCUCACGUGCCGUCUGGCUGCAGCAGGGAGGUGCCCCACCUGCAGGCUGAUUAUGAAAUGCAUCUAGGACGCAAAUUCGGAAUCGAAGAUUUUUGUGGAGGAGUAUUCGUCACGUUCCUUGACAAUUGAAAGAACAGCCUACCUGGGCUUGUCAAUGAGUUCGCGACACAGUUCAACUAGGUGGGUGGUUACAGAGCUGGACUUUGAGAGCAACAUAUGCGGCAACUACCCAC
Molecule: messenger RNA, 2080 nt
Organism: Paraphaeosphaeria sporulosa
Lineage: Eukaryota; Fungi; Ascomycota; Dothideomycetes; Pleosporales; Didymosphaeriaceae
Product: zf-C2HC5-domain-containing protein
Exons: 1
Coding region: 20-1633 (537 amino acids)
Biological process (GO): regulation of DNA-templated transcription
Cellular component (GO): nucleus
Molecular function (GO): zinc ion binding
Source: RefSeq, a predicted model, not a curated record